Colletotrichum abscissum is the source of this 525-nucleotide messenger RNA. RefSeq lists its product as uncharacterized. Bases 1 to 525 code for a protein of 174 amino acids. The transcript has a single exon. Lineage: Eukaryota; Fungi; Ascomycota; Sordariomycetes; Glomerellales; Glomerellaceae. The record is from RefSeq and is a predicted model, not a curated record.
AUGACACUGACAGCACAUCGAAGCGGAGUCUGGACAAAAAAAAGCCAAGCCGCAGCAGCACGCAACGCGCGCAGCACAUCAGCGCACGCUGCAGAUGCAGAUUGUGGCAGCGGCAUGACACCCACGACAUACACGCGCGCAAACAGGGGUGUCGGGGAUGUCUUGAUGCUCAUCCAGGUGCAAGGCAACAGAUAUGUACCCGCGAUGAUGUCUCUCUUGAGGGAAGCAUGGAACCCAACCUGGGAGCCACGAGGUUGCGCCCAAUGUGUAUCCGUAUUAUGUAUCCGUAGGUGGUGGCCGUGUUGGCCCAGGCCCUUUCCGCCUCGUCUGAUGAUGUUUGAUGACCUGCAGCAUACCUUUCACAACGCAACCCGGCAGCAUCCUGUCCUGCCUUCCCGUGCCGAGAGCGAGCCCUACCUAUACCUAUACAUAGUAAUAUGUCUGCUGUAUCCGUACUAUGACAUAGGAGUCCAGCCUCGGAUCUUAUCCUUUGGGUAUCCGUACGGACACAACACUGGAGAAUGA